GUCAAAUCGAGCUUUCGUUUUAGUUGCUGCUGCAAUGCUGGGCAGUCCUCCAGGGUUGGUCCUUCGCCCCCAAGAUCCAAUAGGUUUUAUCUGCAGCCCCUGUUUAGAGAUCCCAGGAGUGAAGUGCUGAGACCAAAAAUACAUUUGAGAUAUACACUGUGUCCUCCUCAAUUUGAUCUGUUCAAAUCUGAUCUGUCAAAAAGUUUAUGAAUCUAGCAUCACGACAUGGCGGCAAAUACAAGGGUUCCGACCAUCUGGGUGCGAGGUACCAUUCUCUGGUGUUUAAGUUCGAUUCUGCAACUUUCCGCAACUGCUUGUCGUGUCCAUAGCUCAUUCAACGUUUGCUCCUCUCGUGAAUCGUUGGAUCUGGAACAUCUGGGUACUCAAACUGCAUUACUCGGGAAUGAUACAAAUGAAAUAGAUCUUGAUGGUAGGCAAUUUUCUUAGGUUUUUUAUAUUUACAGUCCACACUCUCAGGUAUCGUAUAUUGACUGACUUUCUAUAGAUCUGUACACAGUUUAUGAUGUCAAACCAUCAAAGAACAAAGGUUUGGGGGUAUUUGCAAAGCACGAUCUCAAGAGAGGCACGGUGAUAAUCAUCGAGGAACCUCUUGUCGCAGUUCCCUUACCAGAAAUGGUUCAAGGCCAGGGAUUCAAGAUACUGGAUAUGAUCACGAGCCUCGAAACGGCAUAUUCCAAUCUGUCUCCAAUAAGCCAGAAAUCUUUUACAGACUUGCACGAUGUCCGAUUCCCUUCCGAGGAAGAUCAAAACAAACUUCUCACGAUAUUCCGAAGCAAUGCAUACAAUACCUGUGAUAGCAAGGUCGGUUUGUUCCCCAAAAUCGCCAGGAUAAAUCAUUCAUGUACACCCAACUCCGGGAAUGAAUGGGUCGACGAGGCAGGCCAUCGAAUUAUCUACGCGUCAAGGGAUAUCAAGGAAGGAAAAGAGAUCACCGUUUCCUACAUCCCACUUAUCAAAAAGACUGCGGAUCGACAAUCAAGACUCGCUCAGUAUGGUUUCACUUGCGACUGCUCAGCUUGUCAAUCCAGUCACGGAGACAAACGACGAACCAAAAUUGCAGAUCUUCUUGAGACUCUGGAAAUGAAAGUCAACACCGCCCCAAGCAAAAAACUUGAGAUCAGAAAGAAACAAUCAACAAAGGCUUUGAAUCUAUUAAGUCUUGUUGAAGAAGAAGGAUUGAACGAUUAUCUCUCCCGCGCUCAGCAUUUGUCAGCUGUAUUCAGCCAACGACUCGGUGAUAUAUUUUAUUUAUUUUAUUUUAUUGCUAUUUAACGUCAAGCGGAGUCUAGCUCGCGUGGGCUAGGUCCUAGAAGAGUCCCAAUAUGGGCAAAUGACGCUAGGGGGGUGCCCUAGGUUACAGGGGGUGUAAAAGAAGAGACGCUAAUUUACAAGAAACAGUUUAAAGAGAAGCCCCACUUUCGGGACAGCCCUUAUCCUUAAUUAGUUUUGAGAACCAGGGUACAACAAAUGAAAUACUAUUGGGUUGAAAGGGUAUUGGGUACUGAAGGUCAUGGAGAAUUGAUUGCAUUGUAAAAGGUAGCUAUCUAAGGUGUUUAUAUAAAGAGUGUAAGGUU
Hymenoscyphus albidus is the source of this 1595-nucleotide messenger RNA. Lineage: Eukaryota; Fungi; Ascomycota; Leotiomycetes; Helotiales; Helotiaceae. The record is from the annotation of a GenBank genome assembly.